AUGCCUUCUCCGGCGCUUGGGGUACACAGCCUGUAUUCCGGAAUCCGCGCCUUGGCGCUUUUUUCCUUUUGGACAGUCAUAAUCACGUUACUCAUAGCCGUCGCUGGCGUGAUCGUAGUCGCCGUCUACCGGCUGGUGUUCCAUCCUCUUGCUCGCGUACCUGGUCCUAGGUUAGCAGCUGUUUCCAACGCCUGGUACGCAUACCAAGUACGCAAUGGCCGGAUGCUUGAGUUGGGCAAGACCCUUCAUAAACGAUAUGGUUCUAUGGUGAGGGUUGGCCCGAACGAGGUGUGGUUCGACUCCGUCGAUGCGUUCAAGCAAAUUUACAGACCCGGCAGCGGUUAUGAAAAAUCAGAUUUCUACUUGUCGACAGCUCUUCAGAGGCCGGAUAUCACAUAUACCCCUUUUCCGAAUUUCACUUCUCCAGAGACUUUAGAUCUUCUUUCUGAGCGAAAUACUGCUCGCUAUCGUCUUCAGCGUCGGCUAAUUGGGCCCCUCUAUCAAACAAACUACCUGAAGCGCCACGAGCCUGCACUUGAUGCUGUGCUGUCCCGCGUCAUAUCCACCCUCCGUUCCCUCGACGGCGCAGAGAUCGAUCUCAAAGAAUGGAUGCACAUCAUCGCAGUCGAAUCGCUCUCGGCUGUGGUUCUCUCUUGGUCUCCCGGCUAUCUACGGGACAAGACAGACCAGUCAUCCAGUAGCCACGGAUAUCUGGGCUGGCGCCGCAAGUCUGUCUUUGGGCUCUUCCCAGUCGCAGUGAAAGCGGAGCUGUUUUCAAAAGCUGCUGGCAGAAGUUUUGCAAAUUUAUGGCGCAUAACGUACAAAACACCCAAGCACUUCAAGCCAUUUCUUCACGGGCGUGUACCGCCAAGUGUCUCGACGAGUCACCUCCGCCCUUGCCAACAAGCAUAUCUCCAAGAAUGA
This is a messenger RNA of Colletotrichum truncatum, 924 nucleotides long. Its product is annotated as cytochrome P450. The record is from RefSeq and is a predicted model, not a curated record. Gene Ontology annotation, molecular function: heme binding; iron ion binding; oxidoreductase activity, acting on paired donors, with incorporation or reduction of molecular oxygen. Lineage: Eukaryota; Fungi; Ascomycota; Sordariomycetes; Glomerellales; Glomerellaceae.